Molecule: messenger RNA, 1399 nt
Organism: Folsomia candida
Lineage: Eukaryota; Metazoa; Arthropoda; Collembola; Entomobryomorpha; Isotomidae
Product: phosphate carrier protein, mitochondrial
Exons: 7
Coding region: 152-1237 (361 amino acids)
Biological process (GO): mitochondrial phosphate ion transmembrane transport
Cellular component (GO): mitochondrial inner membrane
Molecular function (GO): phosphate transmembrane transporter activity
Source: RefSeq, a predicted model, not a curated record
AGCCACUUUAUAUCAGUUGGCUGGCAAGGCAAAUCUCACGUUUCUGCAGUGCAGGCAAUCCUUCUUUUCUCUUCUCCAUCUUGAGCAGGUAGGCCGGGCUAAAUUCUCUUCUCCCAGAUAACCACUCCACCAAUUCCAGUAAAUUAGCAAGAUGAUUGAAAAUUUAUUUGACGCUGCCAAGCAGAACCCCUUCUUCAACCCGUUUCAAGUUGCCAAGUGCAGCAGCAGCAACAAUGCCGAGCUGUCCUUGCCAAAAUCGACGGUUAUCCCAUCGAGAAAUAUUGCUUUUGCUGCUGCAGCCACUGAGCAAUAUUCUUGUGAGUAUGGAUCCAUGAAGUACUAUGCUCUGUGUGGUCUUGGGGGUGCUAUUUCUUGCGGAUUUACCCACACCGCCGUCGUACCGUUGGACUUGGUCAAGUGCCGGCUUCAAGUGAACCCUGACAAGUACAAGAACAUUUUCAAUGGAUUCAGAGUCACCGUGAAAGAGGAUGGCGCUCGAGGCUUGGCCAAGGGAUGGGCACCCACCUUCAUUGGCUAUUCAAUGCAAGGAUUGUGCAAAUUUGGCUUUUAUGAACUGUUUAAGGUCGUCUACUCUGGAAUGCUGGGAGAGGAGAAUUCAUACUUGUGGAGAACAUCGCUCUACUUGGCUGCAUCUGCCUCGGCUGAAUUUUUCGCUGACAUUGCCCUGAGUCCAAUGGAAGCCGUUAAAGUCCGAAUUCAAACGAUGCCCGGAUUUGUCAGCACUCUACGUGAAGGUGCUCCAAUUAUCUAUCAACAAGAAGGAUUGAACGGCUUCUACAAGUCACUUGUUCCUUUAUGGAUGCGACAAAUUCCAUACACAAUGAUGAAGUUUGCUUGCUUUGAGAGAACCGUCGAACUCUUAUACAAGUAUGCUGUACCAAAGCCUAGAGCAGAGUGCACAAAGGGCGAACAGCUCGUCGUAACCUUCACCGCCGGUUACAUUGCUGGAGUUUUCUGCGCCAUCGUCUCCCAUCCCGCUGAUACCGUGGUGUCUAAAUUGAACCAGAAGAAGGGAGCUACCGCAUCCUCAGUUGUGAAGGAGUUGGGAUUCGCUGGUCUAUGGAAGGGACUUACUGCUAGGAUCAUUAUGAUUGGUACCUUAACUGCCGCUCAGUGGUUCAUCUAUGAUGCUGUGAAAGUUGGUUUCGGUCUCCCACGACCCCCACCACCAGAAAUGCCAGAAUCCUUGAGGAAGAAAUUAGAAAAGUCCCACUAAUUUCAACACAUUGAUGCAGUCUGUGGUAGAAGAAUUUAAGGAAAUUUCAAACACGUAGACCUAAUUUUAUUUCGAAAUAUAUCUUCUUCGGAUUCUAAUUCACCUAUAUAAACUCCGAAUUGAGUUCAAGAUCCAAUAAACGGUCAGAGUAUUAGUUAGAUA